Molecule: messenger RNA, 1991 nt
Organism: Morone saxatilis (striped sea-bass)
Lineage: Eukaryota; Metazoa; Chordata; Actinopteri; Moronidae
Gene: fbxw12
Product: F-box and WD repeat domain containing 12
Exons: 10
Coding region: 83-1507 (474 amino acids)
Molecular function (GO): protein binding
Source: RefSeq, a predicted model, not a curated record
CCCCCAAAAAAACCGCACCCUCUUUGACAUGCAGGAGGGCCAUAAUCAGUGAGGGCCGGGGUGCGAAAAUAUUGAUGCCAGUAUGGACCUUCAACCCCCGCACUUGAUCGACGAUUGUCUAAUUCAUAUCUUUACAUUCCUGACAGAGGAAGACUUAAUCAGUGCCUCCAGUGUGUGUAAGGAUUGGCAUGAAGUUGCAGAGACUCCUUGGCUAUGGAGGAGGAUGUGUCUGCAGCGCUGGAGUUUCUGUAACUUUGCUGUUUUGUCGAGCGAACACGUCAAUCACUCAUGGAAGAGAUACUUCCUGCGACGCUGCUACUUAGAGGCGAAGAUGACGAAAGGUCGCACAGGAGGUUACACCUGCAAAAGCCUCAGAGGACACACAGGCAGGGUGGUAGGGUUUGUGUACCUGCAGGAGAAUUCAGCUCAGCUUCCUCACCUCUGGAACAGCAGUGCCACAGUGUGCAGCGCCUCUACUGAUGGAACAGUUCGAGCAUGGAACAUCCACAAUGGUGAACUCCUGUGGUGCAGUCCUGUGCAGAGUCCUUUGACAGGGAUUGUAAGUGAUGAACAGCGUGAAGUUGUAAUCACAGCAGACUCCACCGGCCUCAUCAAGACCUGGCAGGGCAAGACUGGCCAGGAGGUGGCCUCCUUUUCUACUGCAUCUCCACAUUGUACACUACUACAGUAUAAUGUCAACAACAAUUGGUAUUUGACUGUUGGAACCAGUCAGGGAUCUGUGUGUACACUAGCUGAUUCAGCUUUAACUAAAAAGUCCAGCGUAAUGGUGUGUGACACCUUUAAAGUCAACAUACUGCUAGUUUCACCUGACAAGAAAUGGAUCACUGCUGGAACCAAGGACAAUGAUGACUUAAGUCCAAAGGUGAUUUACACUGAGAGUCUGACCUUUCCGUCUGAGGACGAAGAUCUUCUGUGCCAAUCUGUGCCAGUCAUUGGGUGCCAGGCUGCUGUCUUCAUACCCACCCAGCCUGCCAGACUGGCCAUCAUCCACCACAACGAGCACCCACACAACAAAGCCCUCACUGUCUUCGAUGUCAGCAUUAAAAAGACUAAGUACAAGUCAGAGAUCCAGGUCCAGCAGGUGGAGUCCUUCCCUUUGACAGUGAACAGCAGGUCCUCAGACAUCCUUCUAGAAGCCAAGGACAGCAACUGCUUAGUGUUGGCAGCUAACCAGGAGCUAUGGGUUUACUCUCUGAAAGGAGCCCUGCUUGCUAGCUUUAAAGAGCAUACCAUGCCUAUUUCUUCCAUAUGUGUGGAUCGUUUUCGUGUAGCGACAGCAUCGCAGGACCUGUCCUUACGAGUGUUGACAUGGAGAAAUGACAGAGACCGUGGGUUGACUCUGGAGAGCCGAUACCACUUACUCGGGGGCUCUCACACAAUGUCCAGAGGGUUCACUCAUGUUGCCUGUGACUAUUCCAGCAUUGUGGCCUCAGUAGAAGGGAAAGAUGGGAAAGAUGUCCUAAAAGCUUAUUCUUUCCCCUCCUGAGCAUCACUGUUCCACAAAAGGUGCCUACCAGUGAGCAGGUUGUACAACCUACUGGAAGGAGGAAUUGCUUUUAUUAUGUAAUAAUUAUCACAUGCUUACAUUGGGAUGUUCUUUGGUAAGUCUAUGUUUACAGAAGAACAGAAUGUAUUAGGUAUUACAGAUGAUGCUACGUUAUGGGAAAGGCAUUGACAUAACGUGUGAACAACAAGCUUGUUAAGAAAUGAGAAGGUAUAAAGAUAAUAUUCUAUAACUAUACUUUUUGAGCUGAGGCAUGUCAGUGUUGAUGUUGUUGUGACCAGUCUUAAGGCAUAAUGUAUAGCUAAAUAUAUCUUGGUCACCUGUUCUUCAAUGUGUUACCUCCACUCACUACUGAGGUAAGAAAAUAGUUACGUAUUAGUGUCAAUGCUCUACAUAUCAUAAGUGUUUAUCUUAAGCCCACAUUGACAAAAUCAGUUAUUACAUAAUAAAUCAUUUUGUUGCAAGG